Messenger RNA from Punctularia strigosozonata HHB-11173 SS5, 3346 nucleotides. Its product is annotated as galactose oxidase. Lineage: Eukaryota; Fungi; Basidiomycota; Agaricomycetes; Corticiales; Punctulariaceae. The record is from RefSeq and is a predicted model, not a curated record. The transcript is spliced from 25 exons. Bases 12 to 3056 code for a protein of 1014 amino acids.
GGAUCCCCAAGAUGUCGGCCCCCAGUGCUGCCCUCUUUGUGUCUUCGUUACUAUCCGUAACCAAUGCCGUGCAUAUUGUACCUCGUCACUCGUUUAGUUCUCGUGCUUCUGUCCCUACAAAGCUGCCAGGCAACUGGACCUCGAAAGGAUGUUGGACCGACGACACUGGCUCAAGGACCCUUGGCGCCGCGUCUUUCACCGACACCGCAAACAUGACAGUCGAGAAUUGCAUAAGCUUCUGCGAUAAACAAUCAUUCAUCUUUGCGGGAAUUGAAUUCGCUCAGGAGUGUUAUUGUGACAACUUCAUCAAGAGCAGCGCUGCACAGUCCCCUUUGACUGACUGUUCUGAUGCUUGCACCGGCAAUCCGAAUGAAACAUGUGGCAACGCCAAUCGGCUCAAUGUCUUCUUCAGCGGUGGUACGCCGCCUCCGGCCCCUUCGACGAUCCCGAGCGUGGGUCUCUGGAAGUCUCUCGGAUGUUACAAUGAUUCUACGGCAAACCGCGUGUUAGGAAACCCGGCUGCCCCCGUCGGUGCGGUGACCGUGGAAACUUGCACGACUGCUUGCUUCAAUGCCGGGUUCCCGUUGGCUGGCAUGGAGUACGCCGAUGAAUGCUAUUGUGAUGCCGCGAUAGAGAAUGGCGGGGCGCCGACGCCUCUUGGAGAUUGCGACAUGACCUGUGCCGGCAACUCAACUGAGUUCUGUGGCGGGUCGAACAGGCUGAACGUAUACAACUACACGGGCACUGACCUUCCACCUCGAACGCCCGGCAAUAACGGGGGUGGUGGUGGCGGCGGCGGCAACAACGGCGCCCCAGUUUUCCCUGUUUUGUCCGGUCUUCCUUCGGGGUGGACGUACGCCGCAUGUUAUGUCGACAACGCCAAUGGCAGAGUCUUCACGACUGAACUCAACGAUAAUCCAACUUUGACGGUGGAGGGCUGCAUCAACAGCUGCCGAUCGCAAAACUUCACGUUGGCAGGAAUGGAGUUCGCUGACCAAUGCUUCUGCGGAAACACGCUGGUAAACGGCGCCACUGUCGCCACCGAUCCAACUACGUGCAACAUGGGUUGCGCCGGGAAUACAACCGAAGCUUGUGGCGGGCCCAGUCGCCUCUCAGUCUACACCUCUACAGCGAAAGUGACAGCGUUGCCUGUCCCAACGGUGUUGAAUAGCAGUCUUCCCGGGAACUGGAAGUUCCAAGGAUGCUUGAUGGACGGCGCUACUCGCGUAUUUCCCUAUCAAAACAUUUGGACCAACAACAACACUGUUGAGGCUUGCCUGACGCAGUGCUCAGACUUCGGCUAUCCGGCCGCCGGAAUGGAAUUUGGCGACGAGUGCUGGUGCGGAGACGUAUCGGACGUCACCAACAACCCCAACGGUGGCCUCGCCCCGGAGACAGACUGUUCUGCCCCCUGUUCGGGCGACCCGAUUCAUCUCUGCGGAGGAGCAAAUCGCCUGCAAUACUAUCAAUACGAAGGUGGUCUCCAAACUUGGCACACUCCUUCCAACAUUGGACGUUAUGAGUUCCUCAUCGGAGGGGUCGUCGUUCCCUUACUCGCUACGGUUGGUAUCAACAAUAAGGUGUCGUUCCUGGAAAAGUUCCCUACUUCGGAAUUUGGGAACUCCACCGGCGCAUACGAGCUUGAUUUGAGUCUUGUGGACAAUUUCGAUCUUGCUUGGAGAACCAUGCACGUGCAAUCCGAUGUGUUCUGCUCGGCCGCGAUCGUGCUACCAGACAAAGCCGCACGCAUACUGAACGUCGGAGGGUGGUCGCUGACAUCUACCUUUGGUGUCAGAAUGUAUGCUCCCGACGGAUCGCCUGGAGUUAACAGUACCAACGAUUGGGAGGAAAACCCUCAAGAGCUAUUAUUGCAGCGUGGACGCUGGUAUCCGAGUGCUGUGCUAUUGGCUAAUGGCAGUGUUCUUGUCGUGGGCGGCGAAACUGGCAGCAACGCCCCUGCAGAUCCCACAUUGGAGGUCCUCCCAACCCCUGCAGGCGGACCAACAUGGCUUUUCAUGGACUGGCUCAACAGAACGGACCCCAACAACUUAUACCCGUUCUUACAUAUCCUGCCCAGUCAUAAUAUCUUCGUUGGAUACUACAACGAGGCUCGCAUCCUUGAACCGGUCACGUUCACAACAGUCAAAACGUUGCCCAACAUGCCCGGAGCUGUCAACAAUUUCUUGGCUGGUCGGACGUAUCCUAUGGAAGGAACAGCUGUCAUGUUCCCUCAGCACGCCCCAUAUACGGACCCGGUGACUAUUCUCGUGUGCGGUGGUAGCAACGGAGUUGCCGCGCCUGGCUUGGACAGCUGCCUAUCGAUUCAACCGGAAGUAACCAACGCUGCGUGGACACUAGAGAGGAUGCCGAGUACUCGUGUCAUGCCCUGCAUGGUGGCCCUUCCUGACGGAACGUUCAUGAUCCUGAACGGUGCCCAUACCGGCGUCGCGGGCUUCGGCCUCGCCGAUGAUCCGAACCUCACUGCAGUCCUUUAUGACCCUUCGCAGCCAGUCAACUCACGUAUGUCCAUCCUCAACACGACCAUCGUCGCGAGGUUAUAUCACUCUGAGGCGACGCUCCUGCCUGAUGGCCGCGUACUCGUAUCUGGGUCGGAUCCUGAAUCGCAACCACCUCAGGACUUCCCCCAGGAGUUCCGCAUUGAGGUUUAUAUCCCUCCCUACCUCAAUCAGGGAUUCAAGCAGCCGACCUUCACUAUCACGGAGACCGACUGGGAGUAUGGUGGUACUUACCAGAUCAAGGUCCAGUUAUUCCAGGGAACAACUUCAACGAUGAGAGUUUCGCUUAUCGCGGCAACUAGCAGCACACACGGAAACAUGAUGGGUGGCCGCACGAUCUUUCCAGCUUUCUCCUGCUCGGGAACCACAUGCACCAUCACCGCUCCUCCCAGCGUCGGCGUUGCUCCGGCGGGAUGGUUCCAAUUAUUCGUUCUCGACGGCCCGACGCCCUCUCACUCUCAGUGGGUGCGCAUCGGUGGCGACCCAGGACGGCUAGGAAAUUGGCCCGAUCUGCCAGGCUUCACUCUUCCUGGAAUUUAAACCAAUACACGGAUCGGUAUGCCUCCGAUCCAUGUUGUUCUUCACCUCGCACUUUUCUGCAUGGACAAAACGAUCUUCCAUAACGACUAAUAUCUGUGAACUCGGACUUCAGGACUGUGACUGUACCUACUGGGUGACCCUAUUCUGUGCUCGUACCAUUCCUUUCUGUCUCAUUAAUCGGAUAAUAGGGUCGCUUCAUUCGUUCAAUCCGUGGAUCUAUCAAUAUAUGCGUAGUACAUACAGUCUGGUGUUGUAAUGUUGCUCCUGGAAUAUGGACUGGAAACUUUAAG